Messenger RNA from Salvia hispanica, 1172 nucleotides. RefSeq names its product putative ribose-5-phosphate isomerase 2. Gene Ontology annotation, molecular function: ribose-5-phosphate isomerase activity. The record is from RefSeq and is a predicted model, not a curated record. Gene Ontology annotation, biological process: pentose-phosphate shunt, non-oxidative branch. Lineage: Eukaryota; Viridiplantae; Streptophyta; Magnoliopsida; Lamiales; Lamiaceae.
CUAUCCCUCACAUCAAUCAUCAAUCCCUCUCUCUCGUUUCCCACCACAAAAUCCAAAACCUUCUGCAACUCGCCCCAUUAUUUAGAAAAACCCCUCAAUAAAUCUUUAUCAUCGAACAAAUCGUUGCAGCCAUCCAAUUCCUUAUCCUAACCCUAUCACCAAUUCUGCGAAAGAAUUUUGGAAUUAUUCCAUCCCACCAUUAUGUUUUCCCAUUUCUGAAUGUUCAACAAUAAAUACCAACAGCCAUGGCAGCAGCCUACCCCCAUUUCCAAUUAUCUGAAACCCUAACCACGCCCGCGCCGCCGCCACCACCAAUGGUGACACCCGCCGCCUCGCUGCCGCCCCUCACGCAGGACGAAUUGAAGAAAAUCGCCGCCUACAAAGCCGUCGAGCACGUGCAAUCCGGCAUGGUCAUCGGCCUCGGCACAGGCUCCACGGCGAAGCACGCCGUCGACCGCAUCGCCGAGCUCAUGAAGCAGGGGAAGCUGGUCGACAUCGUCGGAAUCGCCACCUCCACCAAGACCUUCGAGCAGGCGACGUCGCUCGGCAUCCCGCUCUCGGAUCUCGACACGCAUCCGGUCGUCGAUCUGUCGAUCGACGGCGCCGACGAGGUCGAUCCGGAUUUGAACCUCGUCAAAGGCAGGGGAGGAUCGUUGCUGAGGGAGAAAAUGGUGGAAUCCGCGAGUAAGAAAUUCAUUGUGAUCGUCGACGAAUCGAAAUUGGUGAGCCACAUCGGCGGCAGCGGAUUGGCGAUGCCGGUGGAGGUGAUACCGUUCUGCUGGAGCCACUCGCUGGUUCGGCUGAAGGCGCUGUUCGCCGGCGCCGGCUGCGUGGCGAAGCUGAGGACGGAGGGCGGCGGGGAGGCGUACGUUAGCGACAACGGGAAUUAUAUAAUCGAUCUGUAUUUUGAGAGGGAGAUUGGGGAUUUGAAUGAGGCGAGCGAUAGGAUAUUGAGGCUGCCGGGAAUUGUGGAGCACGGGAUGUUUAUCGGGCUGGCGAGCUCGGUGAUAGUCGCCGGCGUUAAUGGCGUGACGGUGAAGACGAAGAAGAAGGGUGGCGAAUUAGGGAUCGAUUCUUUUAGCUACAGUGAUUUGAGGAACGGUUUUUAGGGAUUCUUAAAUCUUGAUAUUUUAUGAAUGAACGGAUAAAUUAACGAGUUUUUCUCUUUUUCA